CAGUUUGGAAAGGCUUACCUCAAGGCUCAGUCCUUAGUCCCCUUCUCUACAAUCUGUAUACAUAUGACCUCAAUAGCUCUGUAUCCCCCUUCUGCCAAAUACUGCAAUAUGCAGAUGAUAUUGUUCUGUAUACUUCCAACAAGUCCAUACAGGAUUCAUCCAAUCAGUUAAAUUGUGCACUUGAAUAUCUUGCUGAUUAUUUAAUGCAACAUGAGUUGUCACUAUCAACUGCUAAAAGCAAAGUAGUUUUAUUUACAAAUAAAAGACUUUUUCCUCAUAUUAAAAUUAAAAUUUAUAAUGUUGAGUUACCUGUUGUUACCAAUGUUAAAUUUCUAGGGAUUUGCUUAGAUCAAAAAUUAUCAGGCAUAAAGCACUUUGAUUAUGUCUCACAGAAAUGUGAGAAAAACAUUAAUAUCCUGCGCUCUGUAUCUGGUGUCUGGUGGGGAGCUCACCCCUUCACCCAAAAAUUAUUGUACAAUGCAAUCAUUCGCAGACACAUGGAUUACGGCACUAUGUUUUUGAUCCCAGGAAAUAAAGCAGGUCUGAAUAAACUGGACAAAAUUCAGGCUAAAUGCUUGCGCAUAAUAUUAGGAGCCAUGAAAUCUAGCCCGAUUAAUGCCAUGCAAGUAGAGUGUCUGGAACCCCCCCUUUCACUUCGCCGUCAAUUUCUUGCCAAUAAAUUUUUUCUCAAAUUAGCUGAAUGUUGUGGACAUCCCUUGAUUCCAAAAUUAGACCAACUAUUUGCUUUAUACAAUAAUAAUAAUAUUCCUGAAGACAAAAGACCCUGCAUUCUCCACAGUUACUUAUUAUUCUCUCACCUCUCUUACCCCCUCUUCCAAUAUUCUAAAUUGCCUCUAUUUACUAUGCCUUUUAGUGCACUCACUUUCCAACCAUCUGUAAUUUUAAACUUAGGUAUAGAUAAGUUUUCCAUAGAAGCCAAUAAAACUUUUUCUCAGAUAAUGUACUCUGAUUUUCAAAAUUGGCAUAAAAUCUACACUGAUGCUUCAAAAACAGACAUGAGCCCUGUUGGUGCUGCAGCAUGGAUUCCUUCAACAAGAAUUAUACUCAGUUACAGCUGCCCAUCUAUCACUUCUGUUUUCACUGGGGAAUCAAUUGCCAUUCUUGAAGCAAUUUUAUUUGUUAAGGCUCAUGGCAUGAACAACUCUAUUAUUCUUUCAGACUCCAAAAGUUGCCUUCAAUCAAUACUGUCAAAUCCAUUUAGGUCUAAAAGUCAUUUUCCAAUUAUAUUUAAAAUAAGGGAAUCUUUGAAAGAAUGCUAUGACCUCAAUAUUAACAUCGUUUUAGCAUGGAUUCCAGGUCACUCAGGCAUUCUUGGUAACGAAAAUGCAGAUGCCUGUGCGAAGACAGCUAUUGCAACAGGUUCCCUCCAAUACUCAAAAAUUUUCUCCCAUGACUUGCGCACCAUCCUGAAACCCACAUUGCAUGAGAAUUGGUCCAGCAUUUGGCAAGUUUCCAAAAACUCUAAAGGCAAAUUUUAUGGAGAUCUACAACCCGUAAUUCCUCAGCAACCUUGGUUCUCGAAAUUUAAAAUUCUCAACAAGUCAGUAAUUUCAACUAUUUGUCGUCUACGUUUUAAUCAUGCUUGUACCCCAGUAUUUUUGGCUAAAAUAAGAAUUAGGGACAAUUCCUUGUGUGAAUGUGGUCUAGAUGAGGGAAACGUGGAUCAUUUAUUCUUCAAUUGCCCUUUAACACAACCUUCUUUAUACAAUUUUAUACCUCCUGAAAUUCCCCGCCCAACUUCCUUUAAAUGUCUCCUCUCCCUAGUUUUCACUCCUUUUGUAUAUAUUUUGUGUAAAUAUAUUAAAAUAAAUAAGAUUAAGUUGUAAAUAGCACUAAGUAUAAGAAAAUAAAACUUGUUUCAAUCUUAAGCACCGAUCAAUACCAUUAAAAUUAGUAAAAGAAUACUCUAAGCUUGGUGGUCUACCUUAACGUGACAUUGGCAAACUUGUGGUAUACCUUCCACAGGAGCCAUAGUAGGAAGAAUAGAAUAGAAUAGG
Molecule: messenger RNA, 2018 nt
Organism: Leptidea sinapis
Lineage: Eukaryota; Metazoa; Arthropoda; Insecta; Lepidoptera; Pieridae
Exons: 2
Coding region: 204-1847 (547 amino acids)
Molecular function (GO): nucleic acid binding; RNA-DNA hybrid ribonuclease activity
Source: RefSeq, a predicted model, not a curated record